AUGGGUGCCUCCCAAUCGUCGCACAAGGCGGGUGCGUCAGGAGGCACCGACGCCAACGCAGAGCCUGCCUUUGCCGACUACUACGAGCUCCUCCACGUCGAGCAGUCCGCCACCUCGGACGAGAUUCGCAAGGCCUACCGCAAGCUCGCGCUCAAGCACCACCCGGACAAGAACCCAGACAAUGUCGAACAGGCCAACAAAAUCUUUCACAAGCUGCAGGAGGCCUACGAGAUUCUCUCGGACGACACCGAGCGCGCGUGGUACGAUCAGAACAGGGAGCGUCUGCUCAACGGCGAUGGGCCGGACCUCGACGACGAAGAGGUCUUUGAGGCUUUCCGCUCAGGCGCUACCGAGGCGCCACAGCCCACGAGCUCCUCGCGUGGUCUCACUGCCAAGGCGCUCCUUCGCUUCUUCGACCCAAGCCUGGCCAAGGAUCUGACCGACGGCGACAACGGCUUCUAUUCCACCUAUCGCCGUCUCUUCGAGCGUCUGGCCCAGGAGGAGCGCAUCGCAGCGCCGUAUCCGGGCGAAGAGAAGGAGGUCAACAUCCCGUCGGCCGAUGCCUACCCAUCCUUCGGCUACAGCCACACGCCCUACACGCACGCAAGAGGCGAGGAGGCGGCAGUGCACCAGACGCCCGCCAAGGACUUCUACAGCGUGUUUAUGAACUUUCAGUCGCGCAAGAGCUUCGGCUGGUUCGACAAGUACGACCUGCGCGAUGCACCCGACCGUCGCGUCAAGCGUUUGAUGGAGAAGGAGAACAAGCGCGCCCGCGACGCCGCCCGACGCGAGUACAACGACGCCGUCCGUUCGCUCGCCGCCUUUGUCCGCAAGCGUGAUCCGCGCUACAAAAAGUUCCAGGCCGAGCUCAACUCCACCGGCCCAGGCUCGGCUGCCGACGUCGCCCGCAGGAAAGCAGAGGCCGAACGCAUCAGGCUCGAGCGAGAGGCGCGCGCGCAGUCGUACCAGGCUCAGAGCUGGCAGCAGCCCGACUACCGAUUCUCGGACGAAGAAGACGCAGAAACCGAAGACGACGACGAGGACGGUAGCGAUACUUCCAGCAAUGAUGGUGUUGCGAGUGAGGGCGAUGGAUCCGGCAAGGCGAUCGACGACUUUGACGAUCCUUCCUUGUCGGGCGGCUGGGACUGCGUGGCGUGCGACAAGUUCUUCCAGUCCGAAGCUGCAUUCCGCAACCACGAGCGCAGCGCCAAGCACAAAAAGGCCGUCCAGAAGCUCCAGCGCGAGAUGCAGGACGAGGAAGACGAGCUGGGCCUCGGCCUCGAUGCCGACGACAUCGCCAUCGACGCCUCCCUCGCCGACAUGCACCUCAACGGCACCGAAAAGGUCUCGGCUGGCUUCUCCAUACCCACCUUUGCAUCCGAAGCCAGCGGCGGCAAGAGCAAGAAGCAGAAGAAGCAGGCCAAGAAAAAGCGACAGAUGGAAGAGGCUGCGGGGCUCGUGCUCGAUGAGGAUGGCUUUGUCGUCCAGGAUCUCAACCGCAAGCCUCGGCCCAAGAAGGAAGCCGCUCCUGCCGAUCUUUCGGCGGACACGGCGGACAAAGCACGAAAUGACGAGACAUUACGAUCGGUGCACGUGGUCGACGAGGAGCUGGCUGGAAAUAGUGACCGGGCUGUCCACGCAGAUGACCGUGUGGGCGCUGGCGACGAGGAGGGUGCCCCUGCGAAGCCGAGCGCCAAAGCAGAUGCGAACGCCUCGUCUUCUGUUAAUGGAACAGGAUCUCCGUCCAAGGCAAAGAAGACCGACGCUGCUCACGACGACGACCCGUGGGGUGGUUUAGAAGACCCCUAUAUCCCCGAGUCGGCCUUCUCCUCCACGAUCCCGCCUCCGCUUCCUGCGGGCUCGCGACCGCCAGGGUCGUUCGACAUCUUUGGGUACGGCAGCCUCAUCUUCAAGCCGCCGCCGUACGUGAUUGGAGCUACGCCGUGCUACAUCAAGGGGUUUGUGCGGCGGUUUGCGCAGCAUUCCGUCGACCACCGCGGCACGCGCUCGCGGCCGGGACGCGUGGUGACGCUGGUCAAGGCGUCCGACUGGCACCCGCUGCGUCGAGCCGCCAAGGUGGACGAGCCCAAGUCGCCCGAGGGCGACAUUGUGUGGGGCGUGUCGUUCACCAUUGACCCCGAGCAUGCCCCGGUGGUGCGGCAGUAUCUCGACUACCGCGAGAAGAACGGCUACUCUGCCAUGCACGUGCCGCUCUACACGCGCGAUGCCGACGAUGCGGAACGCGAAACCGUGGUGCUCAAGAACGCGCUUGUCUACGUCGGCUUGCCAUCGAAUCCGGCGUUCGUUGGGCCGCAGUCGUUGGAUGUGCUUGCUCAGCGCAUCUACACGUGCGCCGGUCCCUCGGGACCGAACCCUGAAUACCUGCUUAACCUCGCCAAGGCUGUGAGGGAGCUGGCGCCGCAGUCGGUGGAUCAGCAUCUGUUCAGCCUCGAGAAACGGCUGCUGCUGCUGCAGGAGCAGAACAUCGACCCGGCCGUGCUGAUUGCACAGGAGUCGCGUGCAGCCAAAGACGCCACGUCCAAGCCUACCGCCAAUGGCGCUGUCUCGACCGACGAAGACGAAGCUCCCAAGGGAGCCAAGAAGGGCAAGGGCAAGGGCAAGCCGACUGGCAAGAGCAAGGAGUGGUGCAACGUGUGCAGUGCCGGCUUCGAGAGCAGAAGCAAGCUCUUCAACCACAUCCGCGAGACGGGCCAUGCUCUCGCAGCCGAUCAGCCAGGCGCAGGUGGCAAGAAGGGUCGCAGGAGGUAG
This is a messenger RNA of Moesziomyces aphidis, 2769 nucleotides long. The record is from the annotation of a GenBank genome assembly. Lineage: Eukaryota; Fungi; Basidiomycota; Ustilaginomycetes; Ustilaginales; Ustilaginaceae.